AACUUCCUGCGAGAUUACGAAUCCGGUGCCGCGCCCAAAGCGAAAGGGGACGAGGCUGCUGGGAUCGUUACUGAGCUGGAGUCUCUGGUCAACAAUUGCGGUUUAUGGCGGAUGGUCCACAUGAACGUAUUGCAACCAUACGAGUCCGUGCAUAGGCCGGAACGCAAAACUAUGACGGCUGGGAUCUCUGUCGUGAAUGCUGCAAAUGAGGACCUUAUGAUCGAGCAUCUGAAGCAGCAGUUGGGACAACGCUGCAGAAAGUACGAAGUAUCAACAGUAGAUGGACACAACAUCUUCAACCGGCCAUUACCGAAUUUGCAGCUGAUCCCGCUGAUCCUUAUCCCCUCUUUCCUCAUUCCUACUACGAUGGCCAUCCUCGACUCGCUGUUCACGCUCCUUCAAACCACGUUCUUUUCUAUCCUCACGCUCUUUUUACGGCCUUUUGACGCCUCUCAUGACCAUGCCAUCAUUACCCCGUACCCGCUGGUGCCCGAUCUCGAAAAUCGCGUCAUCGACAUUAGCGCGCCCAAGGCAGUUUCCCGGAAACGCGCGUCAACAGACGUGCUCGGGCCGCUCGGCAACGCGAGUUGCAACGUGAAUGCGUGCUAUCCUGUUGCUCUCGGGCCCGCGCGGAGGCGGUAUACGGUGACUAUCCCCUUCUCUCCCUUCGUCAUGCAUCAAGCCCAGCAACCUUUGCUUCCUCUUGAGUGGCCGCCGAAAACUGUGUCGAGCUUCAAGGUUGUCUCUGGGGCUUAUGUGCCCAACCCGUUCCACGCAAAACUCGCUCAUCCUUUACCGGUCUCGAACCAAUCUUCAAUCUCUCUUGUAACGUGCAAGGUCUCUGUAUUGCCGGCUGGGAAGGAAAACAGGGAUGGUCAUUUCAAGCAGACCUCGAAACGCAAGCUAACGCCUCUUCGUCGUAUGCCGCGGUACCUCAAUCUCGCCGGAAGCUCGCCCUCAAAGAUGGCCACCAAGAACUUUUCUCAGAAUGUAGUUAUUCGCCAGCAUUCCCAGUCCGAUGUCAAGUCCCGACGUGCUACGAUCCUGCCUGGGAUGGAAUACAAGACCCCGACAAAGACGAAGACUUUGUGGCGCGUCAAUGCCUCGCCGGACUUAAACUCACCGCUCAAAUUUCAGUACGGCUGGGAGCCUGCUGGGAUGCUGACGCCAAGACGGGUCGUUGGUACCCUCGGUCCCGCUGACCGAUCGCCCGACCUGGCUGCCCGGGUAUGGAGCAUCUUCUACAAGCACCGAGACGGUGCAUCUGAGCAGGAAACCGACUGCGCGCGGGAUGUGUUCUCCCGCGACUCGCUGCGAAGUGAGAUGUCGGUCCUCAGUCAGAUGGUGAAGAAUCUGGAUGUUGUACCCGAUAACGCCGACGACGAUGCAGCCAACGCGCACGGCUCGCCACUUACUCCGCGAUCCGGCUAUUCUCCGACCAGCUCUUCUUCCUGUUCCUCAUCAAGUUCUCCUUCGUCUUCGACGCUCGGCUCCCCUGUCUCACGGGCGUCGACCGAGUUGGCGUAUAUGUGCGCGGCGAGCCAGGGUCGCCGUCCCUGGCCGACCUCGGCAGUGCGCUCGUUCUCGCCGCCAGCACGCCCAGAUUGUGCAUCCGAGACUUCGUCGUCCUCACGGGCCGUAUUCUACAAAGACUUUCUCACUGGCGAGCAAGGCUUCCACUCGACUACUCGGCACUGGGAGCCGGCACAGGUCGGGGCGUGGUUGCGUCAGGAGGAGCAUUGGAGCGAUGUUCUCUGUCUGGAAGAGUACGUACGCUAGACCACUGUCGUGUCAGAACCGUUCUUGCAUGACACGAUAUGCCUGUGGCUGCUUCCUCGUCUGGCUUUAGCUUUGUCAUGUUACUUCUACGCAGUUAGACCAAUAACAUGCACUUCGACGCAUCUUCAGUUCGGUAUCAGCAUUGGGUUUACAACGCAAUCAAUU
Messenger RNA from Mycena citricolor, 1944 nucleotides. The record is from the annotation of a GenBank genome assembly. Lineage: Eukaryota; Fungi; Basidiomycota; Agaricomycetes; Agaricales; Mycenaceae.